CUUAUGAUCAAUGUGAUGUACUUCACACAUCGUUCUUUAAUAGUUGCAACAUUGUGAUUUUUACAAUAUUUACGCAUCUUACUUUGACCAUGAUUUUCUACUACUAGUAAUAUAUACGAAGUAUAAUCAAAUUAUUAUGUAUAAAUUAUUAUUAAAUUUUUAGUAAUGUGAAUUUCUGAAAUAUUUGCUUUUUAUAAUUUUCAUUGAUAGAAUUUAAAUAUAAUUAUAGUUAAAGUUGUGAAUUGAUAAACAUAAAAGUCAAACUAUUGUAAUCUAUCUUAAUAUAAAAGCAAAAGAAUUGGAGGAACAGUGUUCCCGCCUACAUAUGUCAACAUCAUGUUUAUUUUUAAUUUUUCAUUUAAAAUUAUUUACAAUCAAUUGUGUUCACAUUUUAAAUAAUAAAAAAUAGGGUGAGACUUCUCUACUACAGUGUUGCCAGUUCAAGGCAAUUGGUAGAUUAAAAACUGCCUACAGUGUUUGCAUUGCAAUUGGUUGAGAGCUCUUCGCUACAGUGUUUUCAUUAAAUUCUUGCGUGUUGGGUAUUCAAGAAUAUGCAAAGGAUUUGGAUCUUUGCAAUCCUAUUGGUUCAAAUCAUGUGGGCACAGUAAAAAUUUCAUGUGAGCAUUCUUAUUGGCUAUUGUUGGCGGUGUGCACUGUUUACACACACAUAUCCUAUUGUUUUAUUGGUUUAAUGGGGUGGUGAUAACAGUGUGUUUGAUUUUGUGUAUCUCACUCUAAUGGAUGAGUUGUUCACCACUCAUCUAUAAAAGCAUGUGUGAAGCAUGAAGCUAACCAUUCAGUCCGAUACAAAGUGCAAUAGCAUAAUUUUUUUCAAUAUUCCUUUUAAAAUGGCUGGAAUGUGAUCAAUGAUAAGGGAAAUUGAUCAAAGCAGGGCUACUUGAGCCAUAAAGGCCAGGGCUACAAGAGUGUAUAGGGAACCUGCCCAUGACGGUUUUCCCCCUUCUUUGGAAGUGAUAUUCCAUGACGAAGAGGGCUCCAAGAUUCAUGGACACAUCCCGGAUCAGUAUAUCGGGAAAUUUUGCAGCCUAUUCAGGGAGGGUAGAAUUUACGCUGUGAAAAACUUUAUGGUAGAAGAAAACUUCAAGUUUUUCAAAACGACUACUAGCACAUACAGGCUUCGAUUCUUUAAGAAAAGUGAAGGUUUCGAAAUACAAAUCCCUUUCCCUUUGAGGACUUUUAAUUUAGUGUCCUUCGCUGCUUUACAAGCAGCAGAAACAAUCGACGACAAAGUUGUUGUGGAUAUCAUUGGACAGGUCGUUCAUGAUAAAGAUCCGAAGACAAUUCUUAAAAAUGACCGUCCUAAGAAGCUAAUUGAGCUCAUCCUAGGAGAUACCGAGGGAAAUGUGAUCGGCUACACGCUCUGGGGUCCCAUGGUCGAAAUGUUGUUAACGUACAAGUUGUCCACGGCGGAACCCAUUGUCAUGCUGCUUCAAUGCUACCGCGCAAAGAAAUACCAGGGAUGGCAAAUAGGUGCGGUGAGGGUUUGAGUUUCACAAUUUCCUCUUAUACUUCUAAUGAGGGCGAUAUUGGCACUGGACAGAUACAACUGGUGACAAUUGAUCAACUCACACAAAUGGAGGAGGAUGGUAAACAUUGGGUCUAUGGAGAAAUUGCGGGGAUAGACAGUCACAAAGAUUGUCCUAUGUUUCAUGCAUAGGAUGCAACCGCAAAGUGACACCAAAUGGUGACACCUUUAUUUGCUUAUCUUGCAAUUCAUCGGAUGCUGUCAUGAGGUAUAGAGUCACCGUAAGGGUUGUCGACAAAACUUCGCAUGCUUCCUUUCUUCUCUGGGACAGAGAGGUUUCUUGCUUGAUUGGACGUUCCGCUUCGUCCCUAAAAGAACAAGUAUCUCAGAUCGGACUAUUUGUUAAUAUUGUUUCUGAUUCCCUGCUCUCUAUUUAACGACAUGAACACCUAAUCAUCACUCCGUUGUGUAGAGAAACUUUGGAUCACAUUACUUCCCUGCAGAAAUCAAUGCCUUGAUUGACAUUAAGGCGUUGUUCCGCGUUCAAUGCAAGAAGGACAACAUGGACUAUAAGGGUAAUCAGAAUUUCAGUGUGCUAAGGAUGAAUACAGACCCUAAAGUAAUUUCACUCUAUACUCCUGACUCAAGUGCACCAGAGGAGGAGGAUGAGUUCACCAUGUUGAAGAAAGAGUUUUCAGUGGCCGAAAAGGUUGGUUCUUAACAUCAGGUGAUUUCGAAUAGCCCAUUACUGAACAAAGACAAAAGGAUUGCACUUGAGGUUGAUGCAAACAAGGUGAAGAGGGAUCUUUUUGGAGAAUUUUCGUCUACCGUGGCAAAGAAAAGGAUUAAAGGGAUCAAGAUUGAGGAGCCUAAAGAUUGAAUUUGUUCCCAGGGUUUAUUGGUGUUUAUAAUUAUGUCGUCUAGAUCUCUAAAUUUCAUAGGGUAAUAAUGUAGUAUCUUGGGACUGGCCGUACGAGAACUAAAUCUUAGAAGACUAAAAGCUGCAGUAUCUAAAGUCAGUGUCUUCUAAGUGUUUUGGAUUUUGUGUUUUGUUAUUGGUUCACACAUUUAUACCUAAAGUGUGCUCUCCAUGUAACCUAAGUACUACAAUUUUAAUAAAGUAAGCCCAAUGUUAUGUUUGAUAUUUAUGUUGGGAACAUGAACGGUUAGUUCAUAUUGGACAUGGAUUAAAACUCUAUUAACUAGCAUUUGUUACUUCUGUUACCAGGAAGAAGGUAGUGCUCUUCAAGUUUGAUACUUAAAGAACAUACCGCUCUAUUUUUGUGGUACACAAAUCUGAGCUAUUUGUCAAAAAUGAAAAGGUACGAAAUCUUAUUGGACAUAGUUUAAAACUACACACAAGGAAAAAUACUUACAG
Molecule: messenger RNA, 2864 nt
Organism: Cuscuta europaea
Lineage: Eukaryota; Viridiplantae; Streptophyta; Magnoliopsida; Solanales; Convolvulaceae
Source: the annotation of a GenBank genome assembly